Molecule: messenger RNA, 2121 nt
Organism: Orycteropus afer afer
Lineage: Eukaryota; Metazoa; Chordata; Mammalia; Tubulidentata; Orycteropodidae
Product: zinc finger protein 883-like
Biological process (GO): regulation of transcription by RNA polymerase II
Molecular function (GO): DNA-binding transcription factor activity, RNA polymerase II-specific; RNA polymerase II cis-regulatory region sequence-specific DNA binding
Source: RefSeq, a predicted model, not a curated record
AUGGCCAUUCUUCAUCUUACCUGCUUUGAUAAUGUCGUCAGAAAGGACCAUUCUCUGGAGAAGGAUGUCAUGCUUGCAGGGUGUGUCUGGGGCUUCCCGUUGCCGCCGCCGACGCUUUCCUGCGGCAGCCGCCGCCUCCUUGCCGCUGCGGCCCCCGCGGCCGCUGCUUCCCUGUUGCCGCCGCUGCUUCCCUGCCGCCGCCGCCACUUCACUGUCGCAGCCGUUUUCUCCAAGAGCCCAGCCCACCCUGCACGUUUUCCCCUGGUUCUCAGUUCCUUUCUGCGCAUCCGGGGUCGGGACAGUGGAGUUGGUGGACUGGACCUAGAUCUCCGUGCAUUAACAGGAUGUGAUGAGAGCACACUUGUGAUUCACAUUUUGUUGGGAGUUCUGGUGGGUUUGUGGAAUGAGGACUCAGUGAUCAUUGAGGAUGUGGCUGUGAACUUUACCCAGGAAGAGUGGGCUUUGCUGGAUGUUGCUCAGAGGAAACUCUACAUAGAUGUGAUGAUGGAAACCUUCAUAAAUCUGGCCUCAGUAGUUUCUCGAAACCUUAGUGAUGGAGAAAAAUUUUCCAGUGAACAUACAGUAGUGCGAUUCAUGAAGAAUGACACCUGGUCCUCCAUGUUAGGAGAAAUCUAUGAAUUCCGUGGUAUUGAAGAUCAGCAUAACAAUCAGGGGAGUUAUUUCAGAAGGCAUAUAGUAGAGAACCUCCAUGAAAAUAAUGAAGGUAAUCAAUAUGGAAAAACUUUCAGUCAGAUUCCAGAGCUCAAAAGAACUAUUGAGGUAAAUCCUUCUGCAUACCUUGAGUGUGGAAGAUCCUUUAUAUACCCUUCGUCACCUAGGAAUUGUAUCAUAUCUGAAACUGGAUGCAGUACUUAUCAGUGUACGGUAUGUAGAGAAACCUGCAAUUGUCCUUACCUAAGCACCCCUGUGAAGAAUUUUAGUGGAGAAAAGCCCUAUGUAUGUAACCGAUGUGGGGGAAAUUUCUGUAGUUUCUCGUCCUUUCAAACACAUGUGAGAGGUUGUAAGGGUGAAUAUAAAGAAUACUGGAAAACCUGUCCCUCAUCACUCAGUUUACAUAAAAAAUUUCGUAGUGCAUAUAAACCUUAUGAAUGUAAGGAAUGUGGUAAAGCAUUUCGUCAUUCCUCAGCCCUCAUUACACAUAUAAGAACUCACAGUGGAGAGAAACCUUAUGAAUGCAAGGAAUGUGGGAAAGCCUUUAGUGAUCCCUCAUCUCUCACUACACAUGUAAGAAUUCACAGUGGAGAGAGGCCUUAUGAAUGUAAGGAAUGUGGGAAAGCCUUUACUAAUUCCUCAGCCCUCACUAGACAUACAAGAACUCAUAGUGGAGAGAGACCUUAUGAAUGUAAGGAAUGUGGCAAAGCCUUUAGUGAUUCCUCAUCCCUCACUACACAUUUAAGAACUCAUAGUGGAGAGAGACCUUAUGAAUGUAAGGAAUGUGGAAAAGCUUUUAGUAUUUCUUCAUCCCUCACUACACAUAUAAGAACUCAUAGCGGAGAGAGACCUUAUGAAUGUAAGGAAUGUGGGAAAGCCUUUACUGGUUCUUCAGCUUUCACUACACACAUAAGAACUCACAGCGGAGAGAGGCCUUAUGAAUGUAAGGAAUGUGGGAAAGUCUUUAGUCAGUCAUCCUCUCUCAUUACACAUAUAAGAACUCACAGUGGAGAGAGACCUUACGAAUGUAAGGAAUGUGGAAAAGUCUUCAGUAAUUCCUCAGCCCUCACUACGCAUAUAAGAAUUCACACUGGAGAGAAGCCUUAUCAGUGUGAGGAAUGUGGAAAAGCCUUUAGUCAUUUCUCAAACCUCACUAAACAUAUAAGAACUCAUAGUGGAGAGAAGCCUUAUGGAUGUAUGGAAUGUGGUAAAGUAUUUAGCCGUUCCUCACACCUCAUUAGACAUAUAAGAACUCACAGUGGAGAGAGGCCUUAUCAGUGUAAGGUAUGUAGGAAAGCCUUUACUGACUCUUCAUCCCUCACUAGACAUAUAAGAAUUCAUAGUGGAGAGAGGGCGUAUCAAGGAAAGCAAUGUGGAAAUGCCUUUAUUCACUCUUCAGUUCUUAAUGAGCAUCAUUAACGUCAUAGUGGAGAGAAUUUCUGGUUGUAA